This is a messenger RNA of Manihot esculenta (cassava), 1583 nucleotides long. Its product is annotated as alcohol acyltransferase 9. Lineage: Eukaryota; Viridiplantae; Streptophyta; Magnoliopsida; Malpighiales; Euphorbiaceae. The record is from RefSeq and is a predicted model, not a curated record. The coding region runs from base 168 to 1475 and encodes 435 amino acids. The transcript has a single exon.
CACAGUUAGACACAAAAGAUUUCUAUUCAUUUAUAAACACACAUGGUUUUCUUUUGCUUAUAUAAUAAUUCAUUCCAUUUCAGUUUCCCUAUAUAUAUAUACCACAACCGAGCCCCUCUUCUCUCCUCGCUGUACCUUACAACACCCACAAACUCGAAGCUCCAUCAAUGGCUAACUCUCUGCAUGUCAAGGAAGCUGUAGUUGUCAAGCCAUCUGAGCCAACCCCAGCUCGUGUUUUAUCUCUUUCUGCUCUUGAUUCUCAGCUUUUUCUGCGUUUUACUAUAGAGUAUCUCUUGGUUUACAAGCCUUGCCCUGGUUUGGACCAAGGGACCAUCGCAGCUAGGAUCAAGGCUGCAUUGGGUAGAAUCUUGGUUCCUUAUUAUCCUCUAGCAGGGAGAGUCAGGGCUAAGUCUGAUGGCUCUAGCCUAGAGGUCGUGUGUCGAGCUCAGGGUGCUUUGUUCAUUGAAGCUGUUUGUGAUAAUGCAAUCAACGAGUUUGAUAAAGCUCCAAGGUACGUCUCACAAUGGAGGAAACUCUUGUCUUUCCACGUGGCGGAUGUUCUUCAAGGUUCUCCUCUUCUCGUGAUUCAGCUUACGUGGUUGAAAGAUGGCGGUGCCACGUUAGGUGUCGGCUUCAACCAUUGUGUCUGUGAUGGGUUGGGGAGUACCGAGCUUCUCAACUCGUUAGCUGAGCUGGCCAUGAGCCAAUCUCGAUUUUCUGACCUGAAAACUAAACCCAUUUGGGAUCGUCACCUUCUCGACCCAAUAAAGCCUUGUCGUUCUUUCUCCUUGAGUGACGCCGAGUUCAACCGAGUUACAGAUCUCUGUGGGUUCUUAGCUCGCUUUGCCAACGAAAGACUCAUCCCUACUUCCGUUAUAUUCGAUAAAAGGUGGCAAAACGAGUUAAAGCGAUUCGCUGCGUCCAUGAGUCUCCCUGGUGAGUCGGCAUAUACGUCUUUCGAGGUAGUAUCAGCUCAUGUAUGGAGGAGCUGGGCUAGAGCUCUAAACCUACCAUCGAACCAAAUCUUGAAGCUUCUCUUCAGUAUCAAUAUUAGAAACCGAGUGAAGCCGAGUCUACCGAGUGGAUACUACGGCAACGCCUUCGUUCUUGGCUGUGCACAAACAACCGUUAAAAACUUAACAGAGAAGGGUUUAGGGUACGCAUCAACAUUGAUAAAGAGAGCAAAAGAAAGAGUGGACAACGAAUACGUGAGAUCGGUUAUUGAAUCGGUGAGUCGAACGAGAUCGGGUCCAGACUCAGUAGGGGUGUUGAUAAUGUCACAAUGGUCAAGGCUGGGGUUAGAGAAGGUUGACUUUGGUAUGGGGAGGCCGGUUCAGGUGGGACCCAUAUGUAGUGAUAAGUACUGCCUGAUUUUGCCGGUCCAGAAUCGGACGGAUGCGGUUAAAGUAAUGGUGGCCAUCCCUGCAAGUGGGGUUGACAAGUACGACUAUUUAGUUAAGAGUCCAUACUCGUGAGGAACAUUAGGAAAAAGCUUUUUUGGCUCAUCCGUUGACCUGUAAUAUCACUUUGACUUUUAACUUUUCGUUUGUCGCCGAUGAUUGGUGAUUCCGAGUACUUUUUUU